Sitodiplosis mosellana (orange wheat blossom midge) is the source of this 1773-nucleotide messenger RNA. Its product is annotated as protein mothers against dpp-like. Gene Ontology annotation, biological process: cell differentiation; regulation of transcription by RNA polymerase II; transforming growth factor beta receptor signaling pathway. Gene Ontology annotation, molecular function: I-SMAD binding; DNA-binding transcription factor activity, RNA polymerase II-specific; RNA polymerase II cis-regulatory region sequence-specific DNA binding. Gene Ontology annotation, cellular component: heteromeric SMAD protein complex. The record is from RefSeq and is a predicted model, not a curated record. NCBI's taxonomy places the organism in Eukaryota, Metazoa, Arthropoda, Insecta, Diptera, Cecidomyiidae.
UAAAUCUGGAAAUAGCAUAUCAUUAGGAACCGAUAGUGUUUGGUUUGAGUAACAACAAGAGAAGAGAAGAGAAAAGAAACGAGAUGGAUUCGAACGGUCGACCUCUAAGUACAUUUGCGAAGAUAACGAAAUUUUUCCGAGGUAAUCCGAAGCAGAUGUCAUGGAAACAAAGUGACGAAAAGGAAGACUGGGCCAAUAAAGCCGUUGAUGCACUUGUAAAGAAACUUAAGAAGCAACCACAUGCAUUGGAGAAAUUGGAACAAGCAUUGGCAUCGAAAAAUGCUCAAUCCGAUUGUGUUACGAUUCCAAGAUCCAUGGAUGGACGUUUACAGGUAUCGAACUGUAAAGCAUUGCCGCAUGUAAUCUACGGUCGCGUAUGGCGUUGGCCUGAUUUACAGAAUCACAACGAGUUGAAAAGCGUUCCAAAUUGUCAGUUCCCAUUUUCGAAGGCCAAACGAUCGGAUGAUGUUUGCAUCAAUCCCUAUCACUAUGAGCGAGUUGAAAGCGGUGUGCUACCGCCAAUUUUGGUGCCACGGUGUUCAGAAUUUGCACCAGGCUUCUCAAAGUUGCCAUUGCAACAGCAUCAGCGUCCGGAACAAAUGACAAUGCCGCGGAAUGUAGUCUAUGACAAUAAUCGGUUCAGUGCUCAGUCAACAAAUGGCUAUAGCACAAGUUCGCAAUGUUCAUCGGAACCAAAUAGCCCAAUAACAUCACCAAUGUUAAACCAAUCCAAUGGAUUUCAAUUACAAAACUAUCAAUAUCCAGCAAUGGAAGCAACACCAUCGCCACCAUGGAAACAGGAAAAUUAUGGAUUUGACCAAAAUUCCGCCGGCAUGGUACAAGUCCAUUACGAAGAACCCGAAUAUUGGGCAACCGUUGCCUACUAUGAGCUGAACAGCCGUGUUGGUGAACAAUUUCGAUGCAGCACAAACUCACAUUCACUAAUCGUCGAUGGAUUCACGCAUCCAUCAUGCAAAACAUCAAAUCGAUUUUGCUUGGGGCAACUUAGUAACAUCAGUCGGAAUAGCACGAUCGAAUCAACACGUAAACACAUUGGCAAAGGCGUGAGCAUUUACUACAGGGGCCAAGAGCUAUAUCUGGAUUGCUUGUCCGAUCAUCCGAUUUUCGUACAAGGUUCAAUGAUAAAUCAUAUUCAUGGUUUCGAUCCGCAUGUAGUUUGUAAAGUGCUGCCUAGGUUUAGCUUGAAAAUUUUCGAUUUCACUGAAUUUAGCAAUUUGCUCGGGAACGUUGUUCAUUCCGGAUUUGAGGCAACCUAUGGCCUAACCAAAAUGUGUACGAUUCGAAUCAGUUUUGUCAAGGGCUGGGGAACCACUUAUCACCGAUUAGAUGUCACAUCGACGCCGUGUUGGAUUGAAUUACAUUUGAACGGACCGCUAAAAUGGUUAGACCAGGUUCUCACACAAAUGGGAUCUCCUAUGGCCGGUAUAACAUCAGUUUCUUAAACCGAACACAUUUAAAACUUUUUUUAAAUCGAUCAUAUUGGGCAUAAUCCAAGUUGUCAUGAAUUGAAUCAAUAACAUUUAUAUAUAUAUUAAAAAGUAGGUAGGUUCAUUCAGUAAUCAGUUAGUGUGUCAAAAUGUGUCUGUAUCAAAGGUUAGUUUGUAGAUUUUAGACGAAUUAAGAAGAGGAUAAUUAAAGAAAUGAAGGAAAACGUAGAAAAUUACGAAAUCGAAUAAAUAAAUUUUCAAUUGAAUUUUUUUGAUGAAUAUUUCAAAAUAAAGAUGUGCAUUUUGUGCCCCGACCAAUAACUGA